AAAUAAAUAGAGCGAAUCAACUUCGCACUAUGAGAAAAAGCUCGUCUUCAUCAACUCAACAGCUCGCUGUGAAUCUCCAAUUUUGACCAAAAACCUAACGGAAAAUUCACCGGAAGUCACGAUUCCGAUAUUAAACCUUUAUAAAAAUGGCGAUUUCGACUUUAGCUAGAAGAAAGGCUACAACAUUUUUAUCAUCCCGAUUUCUCUACAGCACUUCCAAGUAUUCAUUUUCUCUGACGAGAGGCUACGCUUCAGGAUCCGAUGAAAACGACGUCGUUGUGAUCGGCGGUGGUCCCGGCGGCUACGUGGCGGCGAUCAAAGCCGCACAGCUCGGGCUCAAAACUACAUGUAUCGAAAAACGUGGUACCCUUGGUGGAACUUGCCUUAAUGUUGGUUGUAUUCCUUCUAAGGCACUUCUUCAUUCCUCGCACAUGUUUCAUGAAGCACAACAUUCAUUUGCCAAUCAUGGUGUGAAGUUCUCUUCUGUUGAGGUUGAUCUUCCUGCCAUGAUGGCGCAAAAAGAUAAAGCUGUGUCUAACUUAACACGAGGUAUUGAGGGUCUAUUCAAGAAGAACAAAGUAAACUAUGUUAAGGGCUAUGGUAAACUCCUCUCCCCUUCUGAAGUUUCUGUCGACACCAUUGAUGGCGAUAACACCAUUGUUAAAGGCAAGAAUAUUAUUAUUGCAACUGGUUCUGAUGUCAAAAGUCUACCUGGUAUAACCAUUGAUGAGAAGAGAAUUGUAUCAUCUACUGGAGCGUUAGCUUUGACAGAAAUUCCAAAAAAACUAGUUGUUAUAGGUGCUGGUUACAUAGGCCUUGAAAUGGGAUCUGUCUGGGGCCGUCUUGGCUCAGAGGUGACUGUUGUUGAAUUUGCAGCUGAUAUUGUUCCAACCAUGGAUGGUGAAGUUCGCAAGCAAUUCCAGUGUGCUCUUGAAAAGCAAAAGAUGAAAUUCAUGCUUAAGACUAAGGUGGUGUCAGUUGACACUGCAGGUGAUGGUGUGAAGUUGACCCUUGAACCUGCAUCUGGUGGUGAUCAAACUAUCCUUGAGGCUGAUGUAGUCCUUGUUUCCGCUGGAAGAGUUCCAUUCACUUCAGGGCUUGGAUUGGACAAAAUAGGUGUUGAAACUGACAAGGCUGGUCGAAUCUUGGUGAAUAAACGUUUUGCCAGUAAUGUCCCGGGGGUAUAUGCAAUUGGUGAUGUCAUUCCUGGGCCAAUGUUGGCUCACAAGGCAGAGGAAGAUGGUGUUGCUUGUGUGGAGUUCAUUGCAGGCAAGGAAGGUCAUGUAGACUAUGAUAUGGUUCCUGGUGUCGUUUACACUCACCCUGAGGUGGCUUCUGUUGGGAAAACUGAGGAACAGGUAAAGUCACUCGGGGUUGAUUAUCGUGUCGGUAAAUUUCCUUUCCUCGCAAACAGUAGGGCCAAGGCAAUCGAUGAUGCUGAGGGACUUGUUAAGAUACUUGCUGAGAAAGAGACUGACAAGAUAUUGGGCGUCCAUAUUAUGUCACCUAAUGCAGGGGAGCUUAUUCAUGAAGCUGUCCUGGCAUUGCAGUAUGGUGCAUCGAGUGAGGACAUUGCUCGUACUUGCCAUGCACAUCCAACAAUGAGUGAGGCACUCAAAGAAGCAGCCAUGGCCACUUAUGACAAGCCCAUUCACAUGUAGACUUGUGUUAUAUACUCUGGGAGUCUUGUUUUUGUUAUUCCUUUGAGAAUCUUGAAUGCUUAGAAUAGGCUUCUUGUUGCUGCCUUUACUCGAGCAGCGCUUUUCCCCCUUCAUUUGGGAUCCCAAAUACAUCAUAUAAAUACUCAUCGUCUGCAUUUUUCCCCAUAAAUAAAGAUGAGAUGUAACCUCAUAUAAAUGCCGCUGAGAGUUGGCUUUUGUUUGGGCAAUUUCUACGAUGUCAUUAAUAGCCUCUCCGAGUGUACAUUUUCUGAAUUUUCUGUAGAGUUCAAACAUUGCAAGGUCAUAGUAUAUUAUGCUCA
Messenger RNA from Nicotiana attenuata, 1981 nucleotides. Its product is annotated as dihydrolipoyl dehydrogenase, mitochondrial. The transcript is spliced from 2 exons. Bases 147 to 1661 code for a protein of 504 amino acids. The record is from RefSeq and is a predicted model, not a curated record. NCBI's taxonomy places the organism in Eukaryota, Viridiplantae, Streptophyta, Magnoliopsida, Solanales, Solanaceae. Gene Ontology annotation, cellular component: mitochondrion; oxoglutarate dehydrogenase complex. Gene Ontology annotation, molecular function: dihydrolipoyl dehydrogenase (NADH) activity; flavin adenine dinucleotide binding.